This is a messenger RNA of Triticum turgidum subsp. durum (durum wheat), 2964 nucleotides long. Lineage: Eukaryota; Viridiplantae; Streptophyta; Magnoliopsida; Poales; Poaceae. The record is from the annotation of a GenBank genome assembly.
AUGUCUGACCAAUCCGUGAAACUCAACAUGCUUAUUCUGCUGGCGUUUCUGCUGCUGUCUUAUGGAGCUGACAAUGUUUGUUGCUCAACUGUUCACCCAAACAUCACAGAUAUUCGCUCGUUGCUCCGAUUCAAAAAGUCCACCAACGACCCAACAGAUGCCUUGAGGAACUGGAACCGAAGCAUCCAUUACUGCAAGUGGAAUGGUGUCAAAUGCAGCAAACUGAAUCUAGGGCGGGUCUUCGCUUUGGAUCUCCCUGGCCAAAGCUUGUCAGGUCAAGUCAACCCUUCUCUUGGGAACAUAACGUUCCUUAAGCGCCUGAAUUUGUCCUCCAAUGGCUUCUCCGGCCAGUUACCUCCUCUGAACCAGUUCCACAAGCUGAUCUCACUUGACCUCAGCUCCAAUUCAUUCCAAGGGAUAAUCACCGAUUCAUUCACAAACUGUUCGAACCUAAAGGGUCUGGAUCUUUCUAGAAACAUGCUACAAGGCCCAAUCCCCGCGAAAAUAGGUUCGCUUUACAAUCUAACACAAAUAGACCUUUCUAAGAAUAAACUCACUGGGGUCAUCCCACCAACAAUCAGCAACGCCACCAAGCUACAAAAACUCAUUCUUCAACAAAAUGAACUAGGGGGAAGCAUACCCCAUGAGCUUGGACAAUUGUCCUCCAUGACCGUCUUUGCUGUUAGUAGCAAUAGGCUCUCAGGUCAAAUACCACCAUCAAUCUUUAAUCUUACUUCGCUUCAAGCUCUAGGCUUGGAUGCAAAUACACUACAAAUGGCGGCACUACCACUUGACAUUGGCGACACCCUUCCUAAUCUCGUACUUUUUACUUUGGGCCAAAACAUGCUUGAAGGUCCUAUCCCAGCGUCGCUGGGCAAUAUUUCAGGCCUACAAGUAAUAGAUUUAUCUAGUAACAGUUUCACCGGAGAAAUUCCUAUUUUCGGAAAGCUACUAAACCUUGUAUACCUAAAUCUUGGGGAAAAUAAGCUUGAGUCAAGUGACAACCAAAGAUGGGAAUCUUUAUAUGGACUGACAAACUGUAGUCUUCUACAAGUGCUGAGAUUCAAGAAUAAUCAGCUGAAAGGUGUCAUACCGAAUUCAGUCGGUAAAUUGUCCCCUCAACUUGAACUUCUACUUCUGGGUGGAAAUAAUCUAUCGGGAAUAAUUCCUUUAAGCCUAGGAAGCCUUGGUGACUUGAUAGAUUUAGAUCUUAGCACAAACAGUUUCAAUGGUACAAUUGAAGGAUGGGUAGGAAGUCUUAAAAAACUACAAUCUCUAAAUCUUCAAGGAAACAACUUCGUUGGGGCCAUUCCACCCUCUUUUGGCAACCUUAACAGGCUAUCAUUAUUGUAUUUGGCAAGAAAUGAAUUUGAAGGUCCCAUACCUCCCAUUUUCGGGAAACUUACACGACUCUCAGCCAUGGACCUUAGCUAUAAUAAUCUCCAAGGUGACAUACCUGCAGAAAUUAGUGGGCUUACACAACUCCGUACUCUGAAUCUUUCAUCUAACAGACUCACAGGAGAAAUUCCUGAUGAUCUGAGCCAGUGUCAAGGCCUGGUAACCAUCCAAAUGGACCAUAAUAACUUGACGGGUAACAUUCCGGCCACUUUUGGUGACCUUACGAGCUUGAACAUGCUCAGCCUUUCCUAUAACGAUUUAUCAGGGGCCAUCCCUGUAAGUCUUCAACUUGUCAGCAAGUUGGACUUGUCUCAUAAUCACCUUCAAGGAGCAAUCCCAACAAAAGGAGUGUUUAGCAAUGCCUCAGCCGUUUCGCUUGAUGGCAAUUCAGAGCUUUGUGGAGGGGUGCCGGAACUACAUAUGCCCCCAUGCCCCGUUGUUUCUCAUCGUGGAACUAAGAUACGAUAUUACUUGAUCAGGGUAUUGAUACCAUUAUUUGGCUUCAUGUCGCUCCUGUUAUUGGUCUACUUUCUAGUCCUCGAGAGAAAAAUGAGAAGAACAAGAUAUGAAUCACAGGCUCCUUUGGGUGAGCAUCUCCCUAAAGUUUCUUACAGUGAUCUGGUUGAAGCAACAAAGAACUUUUCCGAGUCUAACCUGCUUGGGAAAGGAAGCUAUGGUACCGUAUACAGGGGAAAGUUGGUGCAGCACAAGUUGGAAGUGGCAGUGAAGGUUUUUAACCUUGAGAUGCAAGGCGCAGAGAGAAGCUUCAUGUCAGAAUGUGAAGCGCUGAGAACUGUUCAACACCGGAAUCUUGUUUCCAUCAUAACUGCAUGUUCUACUGUUGAUAGCGACGGUAGUGCUUUCAGGGCCCUAAUUUACGAGUUCAUGCCCAAGGGGAACUUGGACACGUUGCUUCAUCACAAGGGGGACGGCAAAGCUGAUAAGCAUCUGACUUUAACUCAAAGAAUAGGCAUAGCUGUCAACAUAGCAGAUGCACUGGACUAUUUACAUAAUGACAGUGAAAACCCCAUCAUCCAUUGUGAUCUGAAGCCCAGCAAUAUUCUUCUUGACGAUGACAUGGUUGCUCAUUUGGGGGAUUUCGGCAUCGCAAGGAUUUUUCUUGAUUCUGGGCCCAGACCAGCAAGCUCGACGAGUUCAAUUGGUGUAAGAGGAACCAUAGGGUAUAUCCCACCAGAAUACGGUGGGGGAGGCCGGAUAUCUACUUCUGGGGAUGUCUAUAGUUUUGGGAUAGUGCUGCUGGAGAUGUUGACUGGCAAAAGGCCAACAGAUCCUAUGUUUACUGAUGGACUGGACAUCGUCAACUUCGUGGGCAGCGAGUUUCCACAUCAAAUACAUGAAGUGAUUGACAUUUAUCUAAAAGGAGAAUGCGAGGAUUCUGCUGAAGCAAGGAGGGUAUCAGAAGAUUCGGUUCAUCAGUGCCUCGUGUCUCUGCUGCAAGUAGCAGUCUCCUGCACGCACUCCAUCCCCAGCGAAAGAGCGAACAUGAGAGAUACAGCUAGCAAGAUCCAAGCAAUUCAGGCUUCAUAUCUUGGAAGGCAAAGAUGA